CACUCGGGAGUCGUUCCGUUAGAAUUCCUCUUCUGCAGCGACUUUUCGGCCAUAGCUUCACCGCGUUAUUGUUUUGUGGCGCUUUUGCCGGACUACUAAACGUCUCUAGCCGUUAUGGCUUCCAGGAAAAGGGGUCUCCCCGGCGAUAGCGGUGAGCAGGACGGACUACUGACCGCCUGCAAGCAGGUCAAGUCCAGUGAUAAGAGACACGUAGCUGCCUUGAUUCUGGCGAGAGGAGGAAGCAAAGGGAUUCCUCUUAAAAACAUCAAAAUGUUAGCCGGAGUGCCGCUCAUCGGAUGGGUGCUGAGGGCUGCUGUGGACUCCAACAUGUUUAACAGUGUGUGGGUAUCGACAGACCAUGAUGAUAUCGAGAAGGUGGCAAAAGCCUGGGGUGCCAAGGUGCACCGUAGGAGUCCUGAAGUCUCCAAGGACUCUUCUACGUCACUGGAAACCAUCCAAGAGUUUGUCAGACUCAACCCAGAGGUGGGUGUGAUAUGCAACAUUCAGGCUACGUCCCCGUGCCUCCAUCCUUUCCAUUUGAAGGAGGCCCUGGAGAUGAUCACGCUGCAGGGCUUUGAUUCGGUCUUCUCGGUGGUCCGGAGGCACCAGUUCCGCUGGCAGGAGGUCAAGAAAAGAUCUGGUGAGGUUACCAAACCGCUCAAUCUAGACCCAACCAACCGGCCGCGGCGGCAGGACUGGGGUGGCGAGCUGUGUGAGAACGGAUCCUUUUACUUCACCACGACAGACCUAAUUAUAAAAGAGGGACUUCUGCAGGGUGGCAAUGUAUCGUACUACGAGAUGCUGCCGGAGUACAGCGUGGACAUAGAUGUGGACAUCGACUGGCCCGUGGCAGAACAGAGGGUUCUCAGGUACGGCUACUUCGGUCGGGACACGCCAGAACUGGUUCGUCUGAUGUUCUGUAAUGUUUCCGGAUGUUUAACGGAGGGACGGAUCUUUCUGUCUGUAUCCGGAGAGGAGAUGGUGUCUAUUAACACCAGGGACACCGCCGGCAUCCGCAUGCUGCAGAAAGACGAAGUGGAGGUGGUGCUGUUGACCUCCAGCACGGACCCCGUGGCCCAGUCGCUCACUGACAUGCUGGCCAAGAGGACGGGCUGCCAGGUGAUCCAGGUGGGAGAGGAGCCGCUGGAUGAUUUGAAGCCAGAGGUGGAGAAGAGGAAGCUGCAAUGGAAGGACGUGGCGUACAUGGGUAACGAUAAACCAGAUAUCAACUGUCUGAACCUGGCGGGUUUGAGUGCAGUCCCUGGAGAUGCUCCGGUGGUGGCCAUUAAUGCCGCAAAGUACACCUGCCACAGCGUCGGGGGAAAGGGAGCCAUGAGGGAGUUUGCUGAACACAUUCUUCUCCAAAAACAAAAAGCAAAGUCGCAGAUGAAGCAGGAUCGCAUCGACAGCAGCUUCUGAUCUUAAAUACGUUCGAUCUGCAUGGAGGUGUUUGAGUGCAGUUUAUGCACGAAUCAUAGCAGUAAUCCAACAGUGCACAUUUCAAGAUAAAUACAGCAGUAUUGUCUGAGACGCUUACCUAAUUUUAGAGUUAAAAUCGUUCACUUUGUUUACAAUCAAAUCGGACGCGAUCAAGUAUUCCUGACGUUAACUUUUUGGUUAAAAGGUGAGAUUCUUCUGCAUGGUCUUCAGUAAUUUACCAGAAAAGGAUUAAUUUAUGUAACGCUGUGAAUACAACAACCGAAUCUGAAAUUUACAAACCUUGAUGUAUUAUAGCACUCGGCUUAAGGCAGAAUCCUUGUCAGCCAAAGCAAACAAAACCCAAACCACAAGACUGGAAACUAAAUCGGAGUGUGGGGAGAUUACUGAUGCACUACAAGGUGUGGCCCCAAAUCUAAAAAUAUGAGUUAUUUUUAUUAUAUAUGUAAUUUUAGAGAUGUGGCUUUUUAACAUUUCAAAUGCUGUUGAUAUUUUAUAUAGAAGAUGAAGCAUUUCAAACCAAAAUAUAACACGGUCCAAAAAAAUUCAAAUCUAACACUUUUUGACAAAUCUUCUGUUCUCUGUUUACCUGUUAAUGUCACGCCAUCCUGUGUGCACCUCAUUUUGUUAUUAUUCUCAUUGGCCUUAAAAGAAGUAGUCAGACAUUUUGGGAAAUAACUCAAUCUUGUCAGGAGUUCUGAUGAAAAGAUUGAUACCAUUCCACGUCUUUCUGGCCAUUAUAAACCUACAGCCAGCAGCUGGUUAGCUUAGCUUAUCUUCGCAUAAAGACGGGAGGAAAAACAGGUAGUCUGGCUCUGUACCAAAAGGUACCAAAAUCAUCCUGCCAACACCUCUGAAGCUUUGUAAUCAAGUAAUGUAUCUUGCUUGUUUAACCUGUACAAUGACUGAAGUGGAAAAUGACAAGUUGUGGCUUUAGGGGAGGUUAUAUGCUACUAUGCUAACUACUACUACAUAAUACGAAGCUUCUUAUAAAACUGCAACUUGCUGUUUUUAUACUUUUGUUACAAACAAACAAUAUACAUAUGACGAGUAACUUAGUGAGCUUCAGGCAGAGCCAGGCUAGCUGUUUACACCCAUUUCCAGUCUUUAUGCUAAGCUAAGCUAACGGCUCCUGACUAAUUCCAGUAUAGAUAUGAGCGUUAUCUUGCCUUCCAUCUAAAUCUUGUCAAGAAAGCGGAUAAAAGUAUUCUGCCAAAAUGUUCAACUAUUUUUUAAACUCGUAACCUUAUUAUCCAGAAGCAUUCAGCUAACUUUGUGACUGCGCACCUGUUGCUCCAUGGUAACGUCCCAGUUCUGGAUGGGAGGAUUACUGAUCAUUAGGUUGUAGCUGCUGCUUGUUAAGAGAUUAGAAAGUUGGCUGGUGGAGAUUAUUGUUGGCUGGUUUUAUUUGUGCUGUUACUGAUUGAGUGAAUUAACGACCUGUGUGUCUGCUCUGUGUAUUGAUGUACGAGGUAUAGCAGUAUGUCAUUCUGUGUACUGUUUCUAUCCAUUGUUCUGAUUGUUUUGUUGCAAUGUUUACAUGUAAUUUGACUGAUUAACAUAAUUUUAUUUCACUCUUUUUAUUUAAUAACUGUGACAAUUAGCUGCGUGAAUAAUUUUUAAUGAAGUUGCUUAUUGGAGGUGAUCGAA
Messenger RNA from Chelmon rostratus (copperband butterflyfish), 3087 nucleotides. It is a transcript of the gene cmasa, whose product is annotated as cytidine monophosphate N-acetylneuraminic acid synthetase a. Gene Ontology annotation, molecular function: N-acylneuraminate cytidylyltransferase activity. The transcript has 8 exons. NCBI's taxonomy places the organism in Eukaryota, Metazoa, Chordata, Actinopteri, Chaetodontiformes, Chaetodontidae. The coding region runs from base 115 to 1419 and encodes 434 amino acids. The record is from RefSeq and is a predicted model, not a curated record.